Messenger RNA from Eruca vesicaria subsp. sativa (arugula), 705 nucleotides. The record is from the annotation of a GenBank genome assembly. Lineage: Eukaryota; Viridiplantae; Streptophyta; Magnoliopsida; Brassicales; Brassicaceae.
AUGGCAGCGUUUACAGGAACGUUGGAUAAAUGUAAGGCUUGUGACAAAACCGUUUACGUCAUGGAUUUGUUGACUUUAGAGGGGAACACUUAUCACAAAUCAUGUUUCCGUUGCAGUCAUUGCAAUGGCACUCUCCAGAUGAGUAAUUACUCGUCCAUGGAUGGAGUUCUUUACUGCAAGACUCACUUCGAACAGCUUUUCAAAGAAUCUGGCAAUUUCAGCAAGAAUUUUCAGACAGGAAAAACUGAGAAGUCUAAUGAGCAUAUGAAUCGAGCUCCAAGCAAGUUAUCUUCAUUCUUCAGUGGAACACAAGACAAGUGUGCGACUUGUAACAAAACCGUUUAUCCACUUGAGAAAAUAAACAUGGAAGGAGAAUGUUACCACAAGAAUUGUUUCAGGUGUGCACACAGUGGUUGUCAUUUGACUCACUCUUCCUACGCUUCUCUUAACGGUGUCCUCUACUGUAAAGUCCAUUUCAACCAGCUCUUUCUCGAGAAAGGAAGUUACAAUAAUAUUGAUCAAGCUGCUGCUAAGCAUCGUCGAUCUGCUUCUUCUGGUGCCCCUUCUCCGCCUUCUGAAGAUCAUAAACCUGAAGAUAGCGCCUCAGUUCCCGAGGGAGAAGGAGGAGGAGGAGGAGGAGGAGGAGGAGGAGAAGAAGCAGCCCCUGAAGCUGCAGGAGAGGAGCCUGAGCCUGUGGUUGAGUAA